Molecule: messenger RNA, 2348 nt
Organism: Phycodurus eques (leafy seadragon)
Lineage: Eukaryota; Metazoa; Chordata; Actinopteri; Syngnathiformes; Syngnathidae
Product: zinc finger protein OZF-like
Exons: 3
Coding region: 256-1566 (436 amino acids)
Biological process (GO): regulation of transcription by RNA polymerase II
Molecular function (GO): DNA-binding transcription factor activity, RNA polymerase II-specific; RNA polymerase II cis-regulatory region sequence-specific DNA binding
Source: RefSeq, a predicted model, not a curated record
UAGUUUUUGAGUAACCAGACGACUUCAACCGGACACGAAGACCGAACGAAUGAUGUCUUAGUGCAGUGCUGUGACGAGGAUUCAGCACGUUUGGUACAAUUUCAGGACUUUUGUGCAGCAAGUGGAAGCGCGUGUGGUUACGGUUGAACGAGUGUCGUCCAUAGAUAUGAAGGAACGCCAGCAAAGGACGAGAAGGAACUUUCUGGAUCGAAAGAGGAGGACGAGCGACAACGUCCACUUGUGGACGCUGUUCGCAUGCAGCCUCGUGUUGCGUUACACAGAGCAGACAUCACCGAAGAUCUUCGUCCUGAGCGGCAGGAGCCAGAGCCCCCUCACAUUAAUGAGGAAGUUGAGGACAAAGAGGUCCACCACAUCAAAGAGGAAGAGGAGCCCAUUUUGAUCAAAAAAGAAGAGGAAGACGCAUGCCCCCACGUCAAGGAGGAAGAGGAGGCGGAUAUCACCAAGUUUCCAUCGACCGGUGUCCCCUUGAAGAGUGAAGCUGAAGGUCAAAGUGACGAGAGCAGAGAGGCGGAGCCUCAAAGCAGCAGCUCAAGUCAACACAUGACAACAGAAGGGGAUGGAGACCACUGUGGAGAAUCACAAGCAGACGGCCUCAUAGCUCCUCUAUCCGACAGUGACGACAUGACAUCAGACUCUCCUUACACUAAUGAUGUUGAUGGACAGAUUGAAGGUGAUAUGACAUGUGACAAUGACAGCAAACGAUUGAAAUGUUCUCAGUGUGGCAAAACCUUUGCUCGUAAGGGUCAUUUGAAACAACACAUAAGAACGCACACUGGAGAGAAACCUUUUUCCUGCUCAGAUUGUGGUCAACGUUUCUCUGAAAAGGGAAGCUUAAAAAAACACACUAGAUUACACACUGGUGAGAAACCUUUUUUCUGCUUAGUUUGUGGUCAGAAAUUCUCUGUGAAGGGAAACUUAAAAAUACACACAAGAACGCAUACUGGUGAGAAACCUUUUUCCUGCUCAGAUUGUGGCCAAAGAUUCUCUGAAAAGGGAAACUUAAAAAAACACACAAGAACACACACUGGUGAGAAACCUUAUUCCUGCACAAUUUGUGGUCAAAGAUUCACGCAGAAGGGACACUUAAAAUUACACACAAGAACCCACGCUGGCGAGAAACCUUUUUCCUGCUCAAUUUGUGGUCAAAGAUUCUCUGUGAAGGAAAACUUGAAAAUACACACAAGAACGCACACUGGCGAGAAACCUUUUUCCUGCUCAAUUUGUGGUCAAAGAUUCUCUGUGAAGGAACACUUGAAAAUACAUACAAGAACGCACACUGGUGAGAAACCUUUUUCCUGCUUAGAUUGUGGCCAAAGAUUCUCUGUGAAGGGAACCUUAAAAAAACACACAAGAGCACACACUGGUGAGAAACCUUUUGUCUGCUUAGACUGUGGCCAAAGAUUCUCUGUGAAGGAAAACUUAAAAAGACACACAAGAGCACACACUGGUGAGAAGCCUUUUUCCUGCUCGGUUUGUGGCCAAAGAUUCUCUUAUAAGUAUCAGGUUAAGACACACAAGUGUACUGGUGAGAAUAGUAGUCAUUAAGAAGCUUUGAAUGCAAAUGUAAAUGUUUAAAAAAAGUAAUUACUAUGUUACUGACUUACAAAAAUCUAUAUUCUUGUAUUCUGUGUACCAGCUUUUAUUGUACCUAUCUCUUGUCCAUAUAUUUCCAAAAAGCCUCGCGAGUGUUAAGAAUUAACAUUGGUGCCAAAAUACUUUAAAGGGACUACUUAAAGGUGAGAACAUGGGCACUUAUUCCAUAGUGCUGGACUCAAAAAUGUCUCGAGAAUAAAAGCCCUCCAAAAUACACUCAGUUGUCAUUUUAGAAUCAUUUACUGAAUGAUAAAAUUUUCAGCCAGAUUUUGGCCCGCCCACAUUUCGGACAUGUCAGCCUGUUACAGCCUGACACAUAACGAGCAGGAGCUGAUUACACUUCCUCAUUCAACGUACGUCAGCUCAAUUUUGAAUUGAUUGCACCACAAAUGUAUAUGUGUGUAUGUAUGUAGAGAUCACCAAGGCGUUUCUGUAGGUGGCAUUGUGUGACAGACCGGCUGGCUGACCCAUGACGAGGGUUUUCCGGCCGAAUGCGUUAUGUCGCUGAAUGUCCCGAAACUGCAGCUGAUCUGAUUUGAUCUUAUCUGAUCCAUAUAAUCUAAAAUAUUGGGCCUGAUUGUUGAAAUAUUUUCAGAGGGUGCCAUGAAUAGAGAUGUCCGCGUAAAUUUUGGUGAUGAUUGUUGACAGACGUUUUUAUUGGGUUCGUGCAUGAGGCUUGCAAGGAUGUGGCACUCUCCCGCUGUGGUUGUAAAAUUUUAAUGAUGACACCCUAA